GCCUGAGGCAGGUGAUAUGAAGAAGAGAGAGAGGUCACCGUGUCAAGUGGAGUUCUGCGAGGAGAGAGUUGAACUGGUGAACGACGGCUGCCAGCAACAGACACACACCUACCAGCUGCAGAACCGCGGCCCAGGCUCCGUGAGGGUACGGGCGGCCAUCGGAGCCGACAGCGACCCUGUGUUUGUUCUGCUGAGUGGUGGCGAGGAGAAGUACGUGGCUCCAGGUCUGAAGCUGCCCGUGGUCCUCCAGUACUCUCCUAAGGGAGAUGAUGAUGCCUGCCAUCAUCGUGGCAGUCUGGAGGUGUUUGUCAACUCCAGUCUCUCUCUCACCAUUCCCAUCUCUGCUGUUCCUCGGAGUCCCAGACUCCACCUGAGUGAGGAGGUGGUGGACGUGGGGUGUCUGGUGACAGAGAACCAGAUCCACACCACCUCCUUCUCCCUCUCCAACCUCGGGACUCGCGAGGGAGACUUCUUCAUCGACACCUCUCCUCUCCCGGCCUGGAUCUCCCUCCAACCCACCACUGGCCACCUACCACCUCUACAGUCCACUAGAAUACAGAUGGAGAUUUUGUGCAAGGGAGAAAUUGAAUUCUCCUAUGCUCUCAGAAUCAGUACUUCAGCUCCACCCACUGCUGUUGACACCGCAGUUGCUAAUACUGGUGGUGAGGGUGAGGAAGAGGAGAAGGCAGCUCCUUCUCUCCUCCUGACAGUGUGUGGGAGACUGGAGUCCAGAGCUCUCAGGGUCCUGGACCCUCUCUCCCUCUCCUCCCUCCCCUCCCUCUCCUUCCCACCCACCUACUAUGACACAACUACCUCCAGGUUCUGUUUGUGGCAGUCUAAUACUAGAGAAUGCAACACAUUUUUGGGGAGCGAAAGUGAGCAGUUCAAUAUUUCAGGGGUGGUUUACGCGUAUUUAGAAUCACUUACUAGAACCUCAUUAAGGUGCUUGUGCAUUAGAUUCCUG
Molecule: messenger RNA, 964 nt
Organism: Geodia barretti
Lineage: Eukaryota; Metazoa; Porifera; Demospongiae; Tetractinellida; Geodiidae
Source: the annotation of a GenBank genome assembly